Messenger RNA from Leptidea sinapis, 13110 nucleotides. Its product is annotated as kelch domain-containing protein 3-like. Gene Ontology annotation, molecular function: protein binding; chromatin binding. The record is from RefSeq and is a predicted model, not a curated record. Gene Ontology annotation, cellular component: cytoplasm. NCBI's taxonomy places the organism in Eukaryota, Metazoa, Arthropoda, Insecta, Lepidoptera, Pieridae. The transcript is spliced from 5 exons. Bases 478 to 1629 code for a protein of 383 amino acids.
UAAGCUGUUUCAGAAUCUUUAAUAGAGGAUUUAUAGCAUGGGUGCAGAUAAAAUUUAUUGUCUAACGGAGGAUCUUUAAUCAGAUAAAUGUGGCUGAAAUGCUUACCCAUUUUUCUCCUAAAACCAAUGACGUACUAUGUACUUAAUUUAGUUUGACAGAUUGUAGCAAACUGACGUUUGUGAUUUUAAAGAAAAUUCGCGAAAGAAUUAAAAUACAGAAAUUCAAUGGAAAUUAUCUUUGAAUUCGGUUUUGUGAAAUUGUCAAUUUUUCAACUUUGCAUGGCAUUUUCCUUAAACAAAACAAAACAUUUAAUAUUAAUCUCUACACUAAAUUAGUUUUUAUUAUGAGAAGUGAUUGAUAUUUUUGAUUCAAUAUUAGUAAUAUGAAUGUAAAUACGCAAUAAAUAAACAGUGAAUUUCAACUACGAUCACGUACCUACAUUUUGUUGUGUAGAAGAUAUUUUGUGAGUGACAAAUAUGAUGUGGACAGUUCACACGGAAGGUGGACCGCGACGGGUGAAUCACGCCGCAGUUUCUGUUGGAGAUAAAAUAUAUUCAUUCGGCGGCUAUUGUUCCACGGAGGAUUAUAAAGAUUGGGAAGUAAUACCGGUCCAUGUUCUAGAUACCACCGUGUACCGGUGGGCUAAUGUAGAUUAUAACAAGACAAUUGAUGCACCCUUCCAGAUAUAUGGGCAUUCUUGUGUGGCAUAUGGACAUAAAGUUUAUUUGUGGGGUGGAAGAAAUGAGUCAAUAGCAGGUGACACUGUAUUUUGUUUUGACACAAACACAUAUCAGUGGUCAACACCUGUGGUGUCUGGCGUAAUACCGAACGGAAAAGACGGCCAUGCAACAUGUUUAAUAGAUAAUAAAAUGUAUACUUUUGGAGGAUUUGAAUAUUUAACAGACCAGUACACAAAUAACGUUCAUUGUUUAAAUUUGGACACGAUGGAAUGGAGUUGCAUUUAUACUAAGGGUGUACCACCUGUUCCUAGAGACUUCCACACAGCAUUGGCUUACAAAAAUAGAAUUUAUGUGUUUGGAGGCAGAGGUGACUUUAACAGGCCUUAUAGUUCUAACAAUGAGGUGUAUUGUGAUAAAGUUUUCUAUCUGGACAUAGAAACAGAGACUUGGGUGACAGUUGAUACAAAUGGAAUUAAACCCGAGGGUAGAAGGAGUCAUUCAGCUUGGAUUUAUAAUGACCAAAUGUAUAUAUUCGGAGGGUAUAACGCUAAAACAAAAUUACAUUACAACGACAUGUAUACAUUCUGCUUGAAGACAAAUACGUGGAAACCUCUUAACCCCAACGGACAACCACCAAGCAAGCGACGACGACAGGCAUCAGUCUUAUAUGGAGAUAAAGUGAUUGUGUUUGGUGGAACAAGCCCUACAGGAAUAAGCAAGAGAAAUACAAUUCAACAGCUUCUCCAAAACGAUAGUGAUGAUGAUCUGCUGCUGGAGAAUAAUGAUCUGCACGUGUUUGAUUAUUCACCAUCACUUAAAGUUCUCUGCAUCAAUUAUGUGCUGCAGCACAAGAUCGAUACCACCUCAAUGCCGAAAGAUAUUUUGCUGGACAUAAGGAUAUAUACCCAACCUAACCGGAUCACCAGGCAAAUCAACCACAUAGGAUGAUCGGAAAGCAAACUAAAAAGUAUUGUAUAAAUCACUAACAUUAACUAUUUGUAUUUUUCUUAUUAUUAUGUAUGGGACCAUCCAUAAAUUACGUCAUACGAAUGUAGUGAACUUUUGACCCCUCCUCGUCCUUGUCACAGCUGGUCACAUUUGUUAGGGGGUGGGGGAGUUCUACAUAGUGUGAUGUUUCAUAUUACACAAUUAUACAUUUAGAAAUUUAUAAAAUUAAAACAGUUUCAUUUAAUAAUUUUUUCAAUAACAUCUACAGUAAGUCAAACAGAUACAAUUAACAACCAUUAAAUUAUCAAGAUUAGUAGACCGUAUGUAGUUAAAAUCUUGUAUUUUAAUAUACUUAUAUUAAGUAUUAUAUUUGUGACACUCGCUCUCCCCCCUCCCUCACGUAUCUAUCACGUAUGAGGUAAGUUAUGGAUUUGCCCCAAUGACUCGCAGAGGGUAUUGCCAUCGUACAAGAUACCGUACAAAAUAAACACAAUGUACUUUUUAAAUACUUUUGUAAAAGGUUUUAUUAUAGGUGCGUUGCGCUCCUGUUACAAUUAGUUGCCUUUGUUUUUAUUACUCGUUAUAAUUGUACAGAUUCGUAGCCCGUUGACAGACGGACGGACAGCGAAGGGGUACAAACUAUUAUUAAUAACUAUAACUAGUGGUCCGGGCCCUCGCGUGUCAUUGAAGUUAUACUUCUUUUGUCUCGUUAGGGAACAAUAAUUAUUACGAUGUUCUCGCAUACCGUCACGCAAGUUAGACGCAGCCACCCUGACGUAAGUUUGUCAAACUAUACCAUUUGCUUUGCGUGCAUUGGUCUUCUAGCAAGGUAAGCACUGCACAUUUAACUAGUCGUAGAACUGCGCUAUAGUCUGACAGUACUUCAGUUUAUGGAAUAGGAGUACAAAUGAGCGUACGGGUCACCUGGUGUUAAGUGAUCACCGCCGCCCACAUUCUCUUGCAAUACCAGAGGAAUCACAGGAGCGUUGCCGGCCUUUCAUAUACUGAAGCUGUUUGUGUUUCGCAUAUAGUUUCUGUACCAUAUUAUGGUCAACCUAAUAUUUUACUUUGUAGAAGUACUAAAAUUUCAUGCAUUUAUGAUAUUGAUUAAUAUCUAUAAUAUUAUUAUUGAAAACUUUAAAUAAAGUAAUAUUUUUUGAAACGUUUGUGGCUUAAAAAAGGACUAAACUCAAAUCACAGAGGACCUUUGUAUAAAGACUCAAAUUAUAUAUUUUUUUUAUAUGAGAGUGGGCAAACGAGCAAGGCGAUCGGAGAUGACUUGAUCGUCGAUGAUUCGAGCCGCUCUUCGUUGUAUGCGGUCGGAAGAGGCUGAUACUGGGGAGCACCCGCCCAGAGGUGAGAACAGUACUCCAUGUGAGGCCGAAUUUGCGCCUUAUAGAGUUGCUGGCGGUGGCUUUUAGUGAAGUACUGUCUCGCCUUACUGAGUACACCAAGCUUUUUUGAGGCCAGUUUGGCCUUCUCUUCCAAGUGACCACGGAACUGAACGUUGCUCGAUAUAUCGACGCCAAGUAUGCAUUGGCAUUGUAUUGACAGGCUGGGCGGCGCGACGGCGAUGUAAUCAAAUGCAAAUCAGAUGUAAUUAAAAACAUUAAGCGCUGUGUACGACACGGGUGGUAGAGCGGUGGCGGCGCAGAGCGACGAGUUUGGUUUCGCCGCUCGCGCGGGUACAUAGUGUUGCAUUUUUAUCACAGUAAUAAAGAGUAGUUUUCUCUAAAACAUAAUCGAAUGUCUCCAUACUCAUUCUUGUGUAAUUGUAGAACUUUCUUGAAUGACAACGUAGCUCGUAAUAAAGUGUAGAAAAGUCUCCCAAACUGCAUCUUCGUUGAUUUAUUGGAUGAACACCAUCAUGAGACUGGGCUCCAAUAGUUCUCUUCGACGUGAAUUCAUGUUUACCACAACACUACGUGUUGAAGUUUGUUUCGUACACACGCAAGACACAGAUCUCUUCGCCCCGCGCCGCACCGCCCCGCCCGCGCCCCGCCGUCGCUCCAGCCGUCGCAAGUUUCGUACCCGCAUACUUAGAGGAGUGAUCUCGGAACGAGGGGAUACGACAAAGGGAGACUUUUUAGUGGUGAACGCACAAACUUGUGUCUUCUUGGAGUUGAAUUGGACUAAAUUUUGUCGGCCCCAUUCCGAGACUUUGAAAAGUAUAGUCUCGAUUUCAGACACAAGUUUGUUCCGGUUUUCGUCGACGCUAUCCCGGGACAUGUUGGCACGGCCGGUGUAAGAUGCAUACCCUGUGCUGUCGUCUGCAUAGCAAUGAAUACUGCUGAUUUGCAGCAUAUUAUUGAUAUGCUGAAGAAACAGCGGAUAGCACGCAGCCUUGCGGGACACCAGCGCUUAUGGGUUUUAAGUCGGAGCAUGCACCGUUGAUAAUAACCUUGAUGCUCCGAUCAGCCAAAAAGCUUCUCGGGAAGCCCAUAGGAUGGCAGUUUCGCUAUAAGCGCUUUAUGCCACACAUCGAAGGGCUUCGCUAUGUCCAUACUCACCGCCAACGCCUCUCCCUUCGACUCAACCGCUUGCGCCCAUUUAUGGGUGAGGUAUGCAAGAAGAUCACCAGCUGAGCGACCCUGACGGAAACCGUACUGGCAGUCGCUGAUCAGCUGGUGCCCCUCUAGGUAUCCCAAAAGCUGGCGGUUGAUGAUCGACUCCAUUACUUUGGAGAAAAUGGAGGUAAUGGCAAUGGGGCGGUAGUUGGACAGAUCUAAGCGUACACCUUUCUUAGGGAUCGGGUGCACUAAAGCCGCCUUCCAUAAUUUCGGGACUACGCCUGAAGAGAAGGAGAGCCGGAAAAGACGGGUAAGGACCGGCGCCAGUUCCGGAGCACAUGUCCGCAGCACUAUCGGGGGAAUGCCAUCGGGACCGCUCGAUUUGUGAAUGUCCAAGGUGAGAAGCGCCUUAAGCACGGCGCCAUGCCGGAUUUUUACCUCCGGCAUGUAUGACUCGCACCGCGGAAUAUGCGGUGUAAGAGGGAGCCCAGGAGAUCAGCUUUCUCUUUCACGUCAUGGGCCAGCGAGUCAUCAUCCCUGUGCAGUGGCGGAAUGGCUGGCUGGUAGAAGUUUCCUUGGACAGCCUUGGCGAGCGACCAGAACGCACGAGUUCCCGAGGGAAGGCGUGCAAGUCUCUGGCCAAUUCUGCAAUGUGCUUCGACUUCGCGUCAGCAAUAACUAUUUAAAGGGACCUGGAGGCAUUAUUGAAGUGUUUUUUAAGUUCGCUGGAAUUCACAUCCUUAGAUACCACCGCAUUGACCCAAGCCUGAUAACACUCCUGCUUUCGGCGAGAGGCCAUUUUGCAGAAGCGGUCAAACUAUGGUUGGGACCUGCCACCGAUAGGCACAGAGGAGGAUGGAAUAAAGAGUUCCAUACCUUGCAGUACCACAUCAGCAACAGCGUCAGCAGCGGCAUCUGGAUCUCCCAGCGAAAAACAGAUCUGCCUCCACGGGUAGGAUGCAAAAAAGCACCGCAUCUCGUCCCACUCUGCUGACCUAUAGUGCCACAUGCGGCGACAGCCUAAGAAGCGGGGCCUUGUUAGGCGCGUGAUCGGCACGGUGCUCCGGAUCAGGCAGUGGUCCGACGAUCCCAGAGGAGGGUCAACGGAAACUAGGUAGCCGUCCGGAUGUGAGGUCAACGGAAGGUCCAACAGUGAAGGUGUAUGAUCUUGCACAUCUGGGAUUCGCGUUGGCGCAAUAACCAUUUGCGUCAGACCAUAUGCUAAGGCGAAGUCGUGAACAGAUCUCCCUGCAUGAUCGGUGGUACUUGAGCCUAGCCAUUCGGCGUGGUGGGCGUUAAAAUCGCCAAGAAUCACGAUCUCUGCAGUGGGGAUCUGCGCCAACACGGAAUCUGUAGCCAUUUGGAUGCGUUCGAGGAGCCGGUCAGUCUCUGCAUUACCGCUAUGAGACCUAUACAGGCAUGCGUAGAUUUGCGGAUGGUCAUCGCAGUCUACACGCAGCCAGAUGAUGGAUAGGUCCUUUCCUUCAAGAUAACUCAAGCGUCGAGAACAGACAUCCUUCCUGACGUAAACGCACACGCCAACCCGUGGUAUAAAGGAGUGUUCCAAAUUAUACCCCGGGUAUGAAAGGUAAGAUGAAUCAGCCAGGGAGGAUAUCUGUGUCUCGGUCAAAAAGAGCAGGGCCGUCUCCAGGUGAAAGUGGACGGCAUUUAAAUUUGAGCGAAGCCCCCUGAUGUUGCAAAAGUCUACAGCGAGUGUGGAGGAGGGUGAUUUGAGCCUCCUGCUCUGUUUGCCCCGAGUCAGCGCAGAUUUGCCCCCUCCAGAAUACGCGGGGCAGCCUGGGCAACCACUGUUAGGUACAGGCCCUAAUUGUGGACGCCCAGGGACAGAUUCUCCAGGGCUGCAUAGCCUGGUACCGUCCUGGAGUAGUCUAUUCUUAGUCCGUGCUGCCAUUUCUAUUUGGGAGGGGGGGUGUAGGCCUCCGGAAACCCCACUCACCGGACGAAACACAGCGGCAUAGCCGCUAUUUCACGCCGUUUUCGAGUGGGGGAGUGGUAUUUCUCCGGGCGUGACGGCCCAAUUCGGUUGUGUCCGUGAGGACCCAACAUGGCAGUACCCCUCCCAAAUUUUUUCCUAUAAUUUUUGAAACUUAUGAUCUCAAAAUAGCACAACGCUGUCGGCUUCAUAGUUCAUAUUAUAAUUUAAAUACUUUCCUUGAGCUUUUCUAGAUAUUAUUAAACCUGAUAUUUAUAAAUUCACUUACCACUUCUUUUGCCGGGUUUUCAGGUUGUAACUUGUUUUGAUUACAAUAACAUUAGUUAUGGGCGGUCGAACGGUAAUUUUUCACCCACACAAAUAUCUCAAAAAUGUUUUUUUUAAAUAAGGGACGAGACGAGCAAGACGUUCAGCUGCUGGUCAUUGAUACGCUGCCCAUUACAAUGCAGUGCCGCUCAGGAUUCUUAAAAAACCCUAAAAAUUCUGAGCUCUGCAAAAACAACUGCGCUCGUCACCUUGAGACAUAAGAUGUUAAGUCUCAUUUGCCCAGUAAUUUCACUAGGUACGGCGCCCUUCACACUGGAACACAGUAAUGCUUACACAUUACUGCUUCACGGCAAAAAUAGGCGCCGUUGUGGUACCCAUAAUCUAACCGGCAUCCUGUGCAAAGGAGCCUCCCACUUAAAUGCCAUGUUUGAACAUUACUCGUAAAUGUACUGGUCUAUUAAAAGGAACAACUUUUAUUUUAUUUAUUAUUGAAACCUGUACCUAUAUCAUUACCGGCACACUAAUUUAAUUUCUCCAUUAUAAUAUUUUUAAAACCUAUUUAAAACACAAAUCACAUAGCAACUUUUUAUCAUAGUAGGAACUCUACACGGGUCACGGAUGACGGAAUAAACUUCUUAUUAUAAAAAUAAAAUAAUAAUUAUUAAUCAAUGAAUAUACCUAUUUACUCUAAUGAUACUCAUGUAGACAAAAAACAGAAGAACAGAAGCCUUAAACUCCUAAUAUGGAGCGAGUGAGACGCAUGUGGGGUCGGGACUCGGGAGUAAUCGGUUUAUCUCGCUACAAUUCUUUAGUAGGCAUGCCUACCGAGCGGCCCAUACGUUGCUGAAUAUCGUUUAACUGUGACCAAUACUUGUCUAAAUAAGAUGUAUGGAAUAGUCGUUGCGUCGUAUAGGCAUUAUCGGGACUGGCUACCGUACGAAUUUAAUGUAGCGUAAGGAAAUGCGUAUGAGUUAAGAGAGACCCAAGCCUACUGAACGUCAACCAAUGGAUUAAAUUAUAAAAAUGAUAAUAAUACUUUAAUAUUUAAUAAUGGUUAUAUUUAAUACCUUCUUUAUUACAAUAUUGUUCUUUUUUUUAAAUAUUUAUCAUAUUACAUAUACUGACUGAUAUAGACUUACAUAAAGACUAGGUCACAGCUAAUGCUAAUAACUACUUAAUAAUACGUCACAGCUUAAGCUAUAAAUUAAAUUUAUUGUCAUAAAAACGAAUAAAUAUAACUUAGCAGGUUCAAAUUCUCUUAGCUGCUAUAGUUUUUUAAUAGAUAAUCUUUUAGUCUAUAAUUAAUGUUUUUAGGAUUUCAAUUUUGCCGCUCAAUAAAGGGCAGCUCAUUUAGCAAGCGAGGUAUUAGGUAAUUGGCAGUUCGUUCGCCGUACACGUUGCAGGCCCGGAGACUCGACAACCGUUUCUGAGUUAUGGCUCUUGUUUGUAUAGGAUGUUCAAUCUUUUGCAAUCUUAUUUUUUCAUUAAAAAAGUAUUGACUCAAUAGAAUUUGCUUAACUUUAUCAUAAAUGGGCAAGAUAUUGCAAUAUUUAAAUAUUUCAUUUUCGUUUUGUUUUAAUUGACUUGAACUUGAAGAUAUUUUGCUUCACAUAUGAGGAAUAUGUACGGCCAUAGCUUGUUAGGCCGUAAUAUAUAUCAUAUUGAAUAUAGGAUUCCACUAAUGAAUUAUAAAGCAUAAUUUUUACUUUAAAGGGAAUUCUAUUUUUUAAUAUUUAAUAUUACCUAGGAACUGGCGUAACUUAUUGCUAAUGUGUUCGAUGUGGUAGCUCCUGUUGAAUUUUGAAUCAAUUAUUAGGCCAAGGUAUUUAUGUGUAUCACUAUAACAAUCGCAGGACACCUACAGGUUCCUAGCCCAUGCAGACAAUUAUGAUUGUGUGAAAUUAUAGAUUUAGGAGUGUAGUGCGUGAUGUGGGGCGAUUUGAUAAUAAUGAGCUUAGUGUUACUAAUGUUAAUGUUUAGAACUACACUAGCAUACCAUAACACCAUUUAGUUAGCGUGUCCAAGUCACACUGAACAUCUUCACAUGCUCUAUUGACAUCUUUACUUGACACAAUAAGGCAAGUGUCAUUUUCAAAUUGGUAACACGUGCUGUAUUUUAGGCAGUUUCCCAAGUCGUUCACAUAAAAAUUAUUGUAAUUGGUGUUGUAACCGUUUUAAUAAAAAAAAAAAAAAAUAAGAUAAAAAAUGUAAGGCACCCAGGGGUCACUGUGUGUGUUUUGUACUUUAACAGUAUGUACGAUUUGUGUGAUAAUUUUUGCACCACUUUAUUAAUAGACCCCUGAUUCCACAAUCAUCUAGAUUUAGGAUUAGUUGUUCAUGCUGCAAUGUUUCAACUGCCCGAGAAAAGUCAAUAAAUACAAAUAAACAAAAUACUUUGUACAAACGUAACAUAGAGAGAAAUAUAUAUUUUUCUAAGGAUUUUUUUUUGUUAAGCCAAAGAAGUAUAAUUUGUUGUGUGCGUACUGUCACACAUUUUUAUUUUAUUUUAUUCAUCUUUUAUUAACAUCUCAUGAGGCCCAUAGUUAGCGCCCUCGUCUGCGUUCCGUAUGUGAUCACUGGCAUCACAUGUCUAAAAUCUUAAUAUUAAAACAUAGUAGAUGAACCAAAUCAAUAGAAGCACUAUGAGCACUUCUUGAAAAAAAUAUUGUUCUUAAUUCUCUUACAGACCGUCUCGUGUACGUGUUAUACAGGUGUUACAAAGCCGAAAGGAGGUUACAUGGGGCCUUAUAACGGGUCCGUCCCUUCAUAAUAUUUAUGAACCGUAGUAACCCAUAUAACAUUCCCCAGAAAAAUAAAAAAUAUUUUUAUUUUCACUGAUGUGCAAAUCCUAUUUCAGUAAAAUUAAAGAGUAAACUACGCAGAAUGUACUUACAAUUCUACCUAAUUCGCAGAACGACAAAAAUUUAAAAGACCUAACCUAAGUUAUGUCUUUAACGAAACCAACUAAACGAACACUUACUUUUUCAUAAUAAACGUCAAAUUGACAGGAACGGCUCAAAGUGCGCUCCGCCUUGCCAAUACACAAGCUCGCUCGUCGGGAUAUGGAUUGUGUGACAUAUCGCAACAUCGUCGGUGUUAUUGAUGCGAAAACCGAUUCAACACGCUAUUCCAUCUCGGCAACUGUUGGGCAAUCGGAAAAAUACACUCUGUUCUUCACAUAAUCAUUUUUUCCAACUUGACUUUUUGAAGCCAGUACUUAAGUAUAAUGACAUCCUCGUAUUGAGUUAGCAAACAUUUAGUUGACAAUAAUUAGGUUAAAUACGUAUGACUUUGUGUUUAAUAAUCUGGUUCCCUGACAUGACAGCUUACUAGGGUUGACAUCAUUUUUGGUUUUGAUAAUUAUUUAUAUACCCCGUUUUGCAACACGUUGUAUUAUUUAUUUUGAUUAAACCGGUAUGCGAGGACUCACAAAGUUAGAGUAGUACCAACUACCAGUUAGUACCAACAUCCCAAGCCUGUUAAUAAAUAGAUCAGCAUCAGGGCGGAGCUUCUACGAGGCGAUUAAGCAAUUUCAAGACUCGCGGCACGGCGCAGGGCGCUUCGUUAUGGCUUUGGUCUCUGCAGAUUUUUUAAUCCCCUAAAUAUUUCAAUUUGUUUAUAACUACAUUAUUUAUUCUGAUAAUUUUAAAAUAAAACUUAAUUAAGUAGUUCCAUUUAAUGUCGCGGGACUAAUACGCGAUUGGCAGUAUAGAUGUUUACAGUACAUCAACCUCUUAGAGAUAUAUCGAAAUUGCUGUACUGGUCAAACACAUGCGAGCAGCGACCGGCAAAAUUUGUAUGAAAGUCCAAAUCAACUUCAAUGAACGCGAUAACACGGUAAGUGACGACUACAGCACAGCACUACUCUGUUUACCUCAGGCCCCGACUGCAUUCAACUCGCGCGAUAUCUGUACUAUAUAUCAGCAUCUGUAUCUUUCCGUGCUUUGAGAGGAAAAAAGUGAACUACUUUUGGUAGAUGUGAUAUUGUUGUGUUAAACAACAUUAUCCUGUAUGCAUCUUAUCUAAAGAUACUUUUUUGCGAUGAGAAGGGACGAGACAUGCAACACGUUCAUGUGACACACACGUGUUACGCCCCGCUCAUAUCAAUAUAGUUCCGCUUUAGGAUUCGUGGAAGCAAAAAAUUCUGCAAAAAAGCAGAUUUCGCUCAUAUUACAACAUAAAACGUUCACUCUCAGUAGCCCAGUUGUUUCAAUAGAGACGGCGCACAUUGCACGGGAACUCAAACAGUGCUUGCACAAUACUCCCCAAACUAAAAAAAUAGAGAAAGGUGGCUAAAAAUUAGGAGUACUGAAUUACAAAUAUAUAGAUUCUGUACAGCAGCAUUCAGAUAUUUGAAAUAUAUUAAACCUUGUGUGUCAAGUGAUCAAUUGUUAUACUUUAUCACAUAUAUCUACAUUAUAUUUAAAAUUUCACCAGAUUCCGGAUACGGAAGAGACGUAAGUUAGAAUUUAAUUAACUAUAGAUAAUUUACAAAGAAUCAAAAAUAUUGUUACCGGCGUUAAAGUGUUCAUUUUUUUCCAAUAAAUAGCAUUCUAUUAGCAUGCCAAUUUAAAUCUUUUGGUUGUCAUGUUUCGGAGUAACAGACUUCCAUUUUUUAAUAAUAAUUAGACGACAGAUAUUAUUCUCUCAUUUUCAUAUGACUUUCUCAAUAAAAUCAAUAUGGGUAUCAUUUUUGUGGUCUUCGUGAGUGUCAAUUAAAUAAUAUGACAUCUAUUUUGAGGUACAAGAUAUGGCGGAUAUUUGGCGGACUUUUUCACUAAAAUCAUUACGGGCAUUAUUUUCAAAGUUUCCGGGAGUGCUAAUUCGGUAUACCUAUAACAUAAUGAUACUUAUUCUUACUCUUAUUACUCUUAUUUCUGCCUUAUUCGUAGCUAGCUAAUCCCGAAAAGUUAGUUAUGGAAAAAGUGGACAAGUAGUUAGUAAUUCUUUUAUUUCAAAUGUCGGUUGCUAUAUUAUGUGUUCGCGCAAUCAAAAAAAAAAACGAACGUCAUCUAUCCACACUCCCGUCACAAAGUGACCACACAAAUUUUCAUCCCCUAUUUCUCCCCCUUCUAUUAACUAUUAACAAACAGUGAAAGUUCCCUUAAAAACGAUUCAGCCGUUCCGGAGAUUACCUCGGAAAAACAGAGAGCCAAAAAAAUAAAAAAAAACAACGAUAAACGACGCUAGUUGUAUUUCAAAUCGCGCUCAAUCGGGGAUUCUAACAAAAUAUGAACAGGUCCAAUUUGUUAACUUAAUAAAUAUUUGUAUUAUUUAUUAUCUUAGUGCCCUACACACAUUAUACGAACAGGAAAUAAUUACGAAAAAACUAAAUGAAAAAUAAAAGAAAUGUGACAACCCUGACAGUAUUUCAUAGAACAUCAAAGGCGUUGGCCAACUAUAAGUAUUUACGCUGUGAUUCGGACGUAUAAUGUUUACCUCGUUUAAUUGGAAGGCUGCUUGAUAUUUGGGAAACUUCAGAAUAAUCGUUGUAUUGAAAGUGUUGGCUGCGAUAUAGUCACCAUUUUGCAUAUUCUUGGGUUUAUUCUCAGGCAUAACUUUAUAACAAGUUUAUUUGUAAGACCGAUAAAGUUUAAUAAUAUACAUUUAUUUACUCCACAAAAUGUUGGAAAACGUUGCUGGAUUCGAUCCCACGUGUCCGGAGAUAUGCUUUCACGAACGGAUUGAAAGACCAUUGGUUCCGUAUAUGAGAGGUGUUUAAGACAGACAUUUUAUUUAUUCAGUAACAAAAACUGGCUGGACAUAAUAAAAUUGUUUACUUUUCGUACUGUUUGACUUUUCGAGCAACAAAGUUAAAUGAUGGCACAACAAUCUGAUUUUAACUACAAGUCUUCCAAACUUAGCUUUCUAUUAUUUUAGGGAGCGUUUUUAUUAUUUUAUCAAGAACAAAAUACUACAUAGAAAAGCUAGAAGGAAUUGUUUUCUUAAAUUUUCGUUAUUGUAUUAUAAUAUAUUAAAGUACUCCGUAAAUCACCGUUACCAACAUAUUUAUAAUUUUAUUUUAUUUCUUAUCUUAAUAUUAAGUUGAUUUUAUUUCAUUAUAAUCAUUUAUAAAAUUAUUGAUAUAAAUUACCAAAUUGUAAUAAAUAAUAAGUAAUUAAAAUGUAGACUGUCACCUGGCAGCACUAAUGCUGCCAGCUGCAUUAGUGCUGCCAGGUGACAGUGUUAGCAUGGCGACGGACACUCAACAUGUAACACCGGUAUGGGGUGGUCGAUUAAAAUAUUUUAAAUUGUAUUAUUACAGUGAUUUCUUACUACAUACGAUCUUUUAAAAUUAUAAGAUUUGAUCCAAAACAGUGAGUAGUAAUUAUACAAGAUUGCAGUUUAAUUGGCUUCAGAUGGUAACGAUGAACUAUUCGAAACCAAACCCUAGUUCACUUAAUAUAAGAUUUGUUAUAGAUAAUAAUUAAGAUAAAGGUAAUAAAGUAAAAUAUACGCGUCGGAUUGAAACUCCGCCGAUAAGAGAUAUUAUUCGACAACCCUAAAGUUAGGCUUCUACUACGUUCAAGAAACAUUGCGACUAAUUUAAAUUAACGAAUCUCAAUACGAAUGACAGGGUUGUCAUUCAUAAAAAUCGAAAUAAUGAUAAAAUUUUGAAUGUUUAGUCAAUAAAAAGGUUUUACGGGACUUUUUCCUCUGGACCAAAAUCUCAUAUUGGGUGGGACACAAUUUAUUUUAAUUAAUUUGUUAAUAUUUUGUAUGUCUAAUUAAAUAAAGAAUUGAUUUAUC